GUCGACAACAUGGGGAAAGCCAAAAAAACUCGCAAAUUUGCUGCGGUCAAACGGAUGCUGAAUCCCAAUGAUAUCCGCCUGAAAGAAAAUCAGGCGAAACAAAAGCAAAAAGAGGAAGUAGCGAAGGAGAAGCUUGUACGCCGAGUACCUCAAGUUGCUAGUUCGCUCUUCCUGCAACACAACGAUGCCCUUGUUCCCCCAUACCGUGUUCUCAUUGAUACCAACUUCAUCAACUUCAGCCUGCAAAACAAACUGGAGCUCGUCAGUGGCAUGAUGGAUUGCCUAUACGCCAAGUGCAUACCAUGUGUGACGGACUGCGUUAUGGCCGAACUGGAGAAGCUUGGACAGAGAUAUCGUGUAGCACUAAGGGUUGCUCGAGAUCCACGCUUUGAGCGUUUAUCCUGCACGCACACCGGAACAUACGCAGAUGACUGCCUCGUCCAACGGGUAACCUCCCACCGGUGCUAUGUCGUCGCCACUUGCGAUCGCGAGCUGCGUCGACGCAUUCGACAAGUACCGGGAGUGCCGCUCAUGUACAUUGUCCGCCGGCGGUAUGCGAUCGAGAGAUUGCCUGACCAGGGCGCCCCAGCAUGAUCCGUCUAGUGCCGUGUAUGUCGUCUCUUUGCGUUCUAUUGUAGCCAUAUCACUUUGUCCAUGUGGAGUUAAUUGUGUACGUCUCUCCAUCGAAAACAUGCGCCCCACAAUUCUCUCAUGCACGAGAGCCGUGC
Molecule: messenger RNA, 728 nt
Organism: Postia placenta MAD-698-R-SB12
Lineage: Eukaryota; Fungi; Basidiomycota; Agaricomycetes; Polyporales; Adustoporiaceae
Exons: 6
Coding region: 10-594 (194 amino acids)
Cellular component (GO): small-subunit processome; nucleolus
Source: RefSeq, a predicted model, not a curated record